CAAAUUUUCCCGCCAGCUGAUCGAAUUGUUGACAAGAAAAUUUUUAAAAGAAUUUAAACGUUUCCCAGGUUAAACAAAAGAAAUAAUAGUGUAAAAAACUACAAAAUGAAUAAAGAUAACUCUUCAAUGGACAUGGAUCCAGAAAUUGCCAAAAAGCUAUUCAAUCAAGGAGCUGUAUUGUUUAUAACUGGUGUCCCUAAAGGCACGGAAUUCGGCAUAGACUUAUGCUCGUAUGUAAUCGGAGAUAAUUUCAGAGGAGUCAAGAUGAUACCACCAGGACCUCAUUAUGUGUGGUGUGCAGCUACGGGUCCCUAUGGUGAUAUAGCGCCCAGAGUGGGUUUUACACAUUUUUUUGAAGAACAAGAGCUGUUGGUAAGGGAGUGGGAUGCAAAUAAUGAAGAGUUGAGAGAUAGGCAAAUAGCCGAACCUGAGUUGGAAAAGCGUCGCUUAAAAGAGAAUCUUAAAAUGUUAGAUUCUUAUUUGGCGCCUUAUGACUUUCGCUAUUGUGGGGAAUGGCGCAAACUAACCGAUACUAUUACCAAACAAUGUGUGGCUAGAUGUAGGCCGGCGUUGGGUACGAUACGCACAAAUGUUGAAUUAUUAUCAUGCCCUGACGCAGAAAGACCCAGAGGCCCCUUAACGGAAACACAUCCAUCAAUGUCAGCUAAAUUGGUAAAUGAUGAAAACGACCUGCUGCCUCAAUUAAAACCAGUGGAGGGAACAGCACCUAGAUUUACCUUCGUGCCCGACCGUAUACCCAAAAAUUCAACACCGGCCGAAAUAUCGAAACACUCUUUGGAUUGCAUACAAGCCUGCAAUGAUUUACUAAACAAUUUUAAUCCGACACAAGAUUUGAUACAGGAAAUACAAUUAUCUUUUGUUUUCUUUAUGGUCGGCUAUUCGGUCGAAUCUUUAGCCUACUGGCGCAAAGUUUUAGCUCUACUAUCACACUCAGAGGAAGCUGUCAGUAAAUACCGUCUACUAUAUAUGAAAUAUAGUGAAGUUUUAGUGCAUCAGUUGCCCCAUUUACCAGAGGAGCUAAUGGAAGCCUCUGAACGUAAUACCGUUUACAAGGAUAUACGCUCAUUACUGGUGAAUUUAAAUCUUAGUGGUUUGCAUAAAAGUGCCGAGUUUUUAUCAAAGAAAUUACAAAAUUCAAUGAAUUGGACAUUUGAGGGAUUGCUGGAUGAAGAUCCGGAAGAUAUGCCGGUUGUUGUAGAAACAAAUGAGUAAUAAGAGUUAACAAAAAAGCAAAUAACCUGCACGUAAGUAAUAUUUAAACAUUUAUUAGUUUUAUUAUUGUAUGUAGUAAUUGUUAUAAUAAAAUUUGUCAUAAAAGAGGUUAAAAAAAGAGAAAAUGAUUGCCGUUUGUAGGGCAUAAACUAUUUAAGUUUUUUAGGUUCCUUAACUAAAUCUUGUUCCUCAA
Molecule: messenger RNA, 1426 nt
Organism: Lucilia sericata (common green bottle fly)
Lineage: Eukaryota; Metazoa; Arthropoda; Insecta; Diptera; Calliphoridae
Product: protein AAR2 homolog
Exons: 1
Coding region: 106-1233 (375 amino acids)
Biological process (GO): spliceosomal tri-snRNP complex assembly
Source: RefSeq, a predicted model, not a curated record